Folsomia candida is the source of this 798-nucleotide messenger RNA. RefSeq names its product gastrula zinc finger protein XlCGF9.1. NCBI's taxonomy places the organism in Eukaryota, Metazoa, Arthropoda, Collembola, Entomobryomorpha, Isotomidae. Bases 228 to 650 code for a protein of 140 amino acids. The record is from RefSeq and is a predicted model, not a curated record. The transcript is spliced from 2 exons.
CGUCGGAAACCCCACGGCUGUCCCGUUUGCAAACAGAAAUUCACCACGAAACAGCAAUUGACCGCGCAUCUCUUCGUCCACCUGAGCCGCACGCGGAGGUGCGGCGGGGCUGGCGACACGGCUGCUACUUCUGCUUAAAACGGUUCAAAAUUCCAUCCCAUCUCAGUCGUCAUCUUCUGACCCACACGAGGGAAAAGGUGGGCGGAAGGUGUCACACUCGUCGAAAAAUGUUCUCCUCCAAACAAAACCUGACAAAUCAUCGGUUCGCCCACCUCUCCGAAGACGAGAAGGUCGCCCUCGUGAAGCAGGGGACGAGUCGAGCGUGCUUAUUUUGUCAGAAGAAAUUCCCCGACAACGGCGCUUAUCAUGCUCACCUGGUCUCCCACACGAAGGAGAAACCCUUCCCCUGCUACCAGUGUGGGGCGCUGUUCGGCAGUCACAAGAAGACCGUUCACGAGAAGCGGAAGGACUUCGCGUGCCCCGAGUGCGCCAAGAAGUUCGGGAGGAAGGGUGACAUGGUAGAGCAUGUGAAAAGUGAUCAUCUCAAAAGGAGGCACCCCUGCCCCCACUGCGGGAAGACGGAUGUUGGGAGGCAUUUGAGGAAGCUUCAUCCCCCUGAAGUCUGUCAUCUUUCGACUGACCCUUCGUGAAAUUAAGACAUAUUUCCACUCUAUUAUAUUUUUUAUUUUCCUGAGUUUAUGGUAUAAUUGAAUUGUUAAAUCGUGUAAACAUGACGCAAUAUUUGUUACCUUUUUGACCAUGGCGAUUUUUAUGAAGUAAAGUCAUUCUUUUUAUAAA